Molecule: messenger RNA, 4966 nt
Organism: Ostreococcus lucimarinus CCE9901
Lineage: Eukaryota; Viridiplantae; Chlorophyta; Mamiellophyceae; Mamiellales; Bathycoccaceae
Exons: 1
Coding region: 217-4953 (1578 amino acids)
Biological process (GO): anaphase-promoting complex-dependent catabolic process; metaphase/anaphase transition of mitotic cell cycle; protein K11-linked ubiquitination
Cellular component (GO): anaphase-promoting complex
Molecular function (GO): molecular adaptor activity
Source: RefSeq, a predicted model, not a curated record
CGGACGUCGAACGAGGACGGAGACGAGGAGACGUUGGAGAUUGAGAACGAGACGCUGACGCGACGCGCGGGGGGGGUGGUUCGCGGACGAUGGUCGUGCGAAGAGAAGGCGACGGCGGCGACGCGGUGCGCGUUUAAAAGCGACGGCGAGCGGCGCGGGUGGUUUUGGUGCGCGUUGCAUCGAGAUUCGUUCAGCUUGUUCGGGGAAAACGGGGAGAUGCGGAGAAUGCCGAUCGGAUUCGAGGCGUGCGCGCUCGCGGCGACGAGGGAGGGGGUGUUGUUCGUCGCGAGCGACGGCGGCGGCGUGGCGCUCGUCGCGCACGCGUUGGACGAACCGACGCCCGUCGAGGGCUUGAGCGACGGCGUCUUCGUCGCUUGGAGCGAUCCACAACGAUCGGACGUGUUGUUUUACGCGCAUUCGCGACGUGCGCUCGAGCUUUGGACGAUCACGCUCGUGCCGGCGCGGAGCGAGACUGAAUUCAGCGACGCCGUGCCAGAGUUUGUCAGUCGCGCGGAUCUGCGUUGGAGCGAAGGCGUCGGAGAUGAUUUCGCCGCCGACGCGGCGACGUACAGUUUGGCGCACGACGAAAAUGGGCGCGAAAUUAUUUUAGUGUCCGACAAUGCGGCGCAACGCGUGUGCGGGCUGUACGUAGACGCGGAUGCGCCGGGAGGACACAGAGCGAGCGGGGCGAUUGAGGGGACGUCGGCGAUGGGCGUUUCUGGCACGCGUAAGGGCGAUGGAAUGUUGGACACGCUCGUGGUGUGCGUCGACGGCACGCUCGCGCUUUGCAUCGGCACGCACUUGUUGUGCAAACUCGACGCGACGACGCCAGACGGCGAGUCGACAGCUGGCGACGUACAAUUUCUAUCCGACAGCGUCGGUUCCGGUGUGACCGUGCACACGAGUAGACGAGGCUCGAUGCGUGUGCGCGUCCCAGGAUCUCUCGCAUCGCCGCACGCGCGCGCAUUGUUCGCUGUUCUGCGCGAAGUGUGCUCGCAAGACGACUUUUUGGAUAUUUUGCGGCGCAUGUACGCGAGCGAGUGCGUCGGCGCCGAUGACGCCGAAGCCGAGUGGGCGUACUUCGUUCAAGUGCUGCAAGCGUGGUGCGAAGUCGCCGUCAAACCGAGAGCUGUACACGAGCUCGACGAUUGGGAGUUUUCGCAGCGGUUACUAAAAGUUGGUGUCGAUUCCUUGAGUGCCCGAACAUCGGACUCGAAUGUGAACGCGACGCGGGCGAGCGUCGUUUUGGACGCCGUGCACACGAUUUACGAAGCUUCGAAAGUGGAUUUGCUGACACGCUGCAUGUUAAAACCAUUGCGAGAGUUUGCGAUGUCGUUGGUCGACGCGAUCGGAACGACUAGGGAAGCGUACGCAGAUUAUUACGCCCGAGAUUCUGGCGCAAGUAUCGCGCCUUUGAGCGUUGCGGCGGCACCAUUGCAGGUGCCAGAUCUAUUACGCGCCGUCGAAGGAAUAUUCACGGGGCAGUCAGAUUUUCACACACUCGUACCGCCGCUCAUACUCGCAGGACUCGAAGAAAACGCGCACGUCGAUGCAAACACAUUUGGUGGUGACGUCGUCGUGCGUGCUCGACGUGUUGUGAAAUUGUGUCACGUGUCCACUCUUGGUGCGACGAACUCUUCGACGUCUGGCGGAGCGCUUGCGUGCGCCAUGGUGGACAUGGGCUUCACGCUGGAGGAUCUCGAGCGCCUACCGCCGGGCCUGUCGCUCCCAUUCCACGGAAUAUUACGCCGUUGCCGCGACUCUCCCGCUAAUGGAUGGCCAGUUGAGGCGUACAAGCUCAUCGGCCGCCAAGACUUGGCGCUGAUGCAUGGCGACGACGAUUUCAUUCGCGACGAAAGACAACGGCGGGUAUCGCGCGCGCCGGCUGCGACGACGCGAAUUCAACCCGAUAGCGCAUCUGUGUCUGAUGGUCUAGAGCAUCUUGAAGAAUUCGUCGGUCCUCUUCGCUUUCCUAGGGAUUAUAGAAUUCGCGAGCUUCGCUCCAUUCUGAGCACCGCUACGCCGGUUCCUAUUCAGCUCGACGAAACCGAAGGUGCAGGCGGCGACGCCGAGCAAGGUUCACAACAGCAGUCAAAGUUGUGGUUGCUAGCGGCGAGAACUGCGGCCAUGCCUGUCGGUCGAGGAGCGGCUUCUUUGGGCACAGUCAUCGCGAAACCAACCGAGGCGCUCCUCGUCCCUACACUUUGCCUCGCCGGAUGUUUGCCCACGCAGCAGUACGCUGUGGUCAAUCUUGAUCUCACCGCCGCAGACGCACCGAAAGAUUUCGUGAAUUGGCCAGAAUUUCACAACGGCGCUGCGGCGGGCUUGGCGCUUCGAUCGGACGACGACAGUGGAAAGCUCACUCGAGCGUGGAUCGUGUUCAAUCGACCCAAACUCCCGACGUUUUCGCACGCGGGUGUUUUAAUGGCGUUCGGUUUGAAUGGUCAUUUAUCGAGCUUGACAGCGACUGACUUGUACAGAUAUCUCGCGCAAGAACACGAAGCGACGACCGUUGGUACGCUACUAGGUGUUGCAGCGUCAAAACUCGGUACGGGUGAUUCUGCGACGAGCAGAAUGUGCUUUCUGCAUCUGCCGACACGCCAUCCAAUGUCGUUUCCAGAAAUCGAGCUCCCGUCGCUCGUGCAAUCGUGCGCUCUCUUGUCUGUCGGUUUGCUUUAUCAAGGCACAGCGCAGCGCUUGAUCGUUGAAACACUACUCAGCGAGUUAGGAAAGUCGCCAGAAGGCGAUGUCAUCAACGGUCGAGAGUGCUACGCAUUGUCUGCUGGCAUUGCACUCGGCCUUGUCACGUUGGGACGAGGACACAGCGCGAGCGGGUUGUCAGAUUUGCACAUAGCCGAGAGAUUGCGUCAUUUCAUCGUUGGUGGUGUCGCACGACAUGUACCACCUCCCGGCGGUGUCCCAUCUUCAUCGGCAGCGCGCAAGUCUACGUCCGGCGCCGCUGGUUGGCAAGAGUCGUACCCUUCGGACGACGCUUGGACAAACUCUACUGGAGGCGUUGUAGAGGACCAGACGGCGUCCGUCGAUGGUUAUAUUCUUGAAGGUUCGAUGGUGAACGUCGAUUUGUCGGCUCCCGGAGCUAUCAUGGCGCUCGGUUUGAUGUAUUUGAAGACGAACGACGCCUCUGUAUCGGCUCACCUUGAGAUUCCAUCGACGCACUACGGCCUUGACGACGCGCGGCCGGAUUAUGUCAUGUUGCGAGUCGUUGCGAAGAGCUUGAUCAUGUGGGACACGGUAGAGCCAAGUGCAAGUUGGAUCGAAGGGCUACUACCGCCGCUGUUGCGAGACGCGAUGGAUGUCAAAUCUCCCGAGGAGCAGGAGGCGCAAAAUGAUUCCUCAUGGCUCGGCGAAGCCGAUCGCGAGGCGAUCGCGCAGACGUAUGUCAACGUUCUCGCGGGUGGUUGCAUGUCGAUCGGUUUGCGUUUUGCCGGUUCCAGUAAUCCUGACGCAUCUGCAACGCUUCGACAUUAUGCGUUCAAGUUUCUUGAGUGGAAAAAGAAAGUGGGCCAGGACGGUGGGGAACCUCUGGUGAACAAGUCGAUGCUCGAAACGUGCAUAGGCAUCGUCGCAAUGGCGUUAUCGUGCGUGAUGGCUGGAACCGGCGAUUUACCCACGCUCAGACUUUUGCGGCAUCUCCGCUCGCGAAUGGAGACGAGCGCAUCUGCGAACACUGGUUUGACGUAUGGUGCGCACAUGGCGAUCGGUCUCGCGAAUGGCUUCCUAUUCCUCGGCGGCGGCGCGCAGACGUUUUCAACCGACGACGCGUCCAUAGCUGCGUUGCUGAUUUCGAUGUUUCCACGGUUUCCAUCCGACCCGAACGACAACAGAUGGUACUGCCAGGCCUACCGCCACCUUUACGCUCUUGCUGCGAAAGAUCGCUUGCUGCACACGAUCGACGCUACGACGCUCCAACCGGUAUCAUCGCCGGUUGAAAUUACGACGGUGAUCUCGCAAGGGAAAGAGACAACUAUGCAGCUUAUCACACCGUGCCUGCUGCCCGAUCCCGCAGCGCUCGCGAGUAUCAAGAUCAUAUCACCCAGGUACUGGUCCAUACACCUUGAUUUCGCACUCAUGCACGCGGACACAAAGGACGCUUUGUACAAGCGCCGAAACAUUCCGAUUCAAAGGCACACCGCGGCGCUUUCGUACGAAAUCGAUCGCACGGGAGCGAAGGCGCAACUCGCGACGGCACUACACGCAGCCGGCGCGCGAGCUGCCCUCAAGCCGCCGUCUGCGGAGGCGAGUAUAGAUCACAACACCGCACCCGUUGCGAAUGCGACGGCGGCACGAGCAGGAAGAGAUGCUGUGGACGUUUUCACCAGCGACGCGGUGCUGCUCGCGUUCGCGCGACACAUGGGUGAUGGUGCGAGCGAUCGGGCUGGAUUCACAGCCGCGGCGUUACGAGAGUGCAUGCAUAGGGAAGUUCCCGACGCUCUACGAACAUACGUCGAUAUGUACGCAUCGUGUGAGGCGCUCAUUCACUCCACGGAAAACAGUGAAGCACGAGCAAAUGCGGCGGCGCUCGCGGUGAACGACUUGCGCCUGUUGAGUGCGUUCAGUGAAUUAUUGAAAAGAUCCGGACUUGAUGAGCACGACGUCGAAACCACGUUUCCCAUGCCGACAUUACUAGUAUCGUCCUUCAAACAGACGAUUUCGCUUGUCCUUGAUUCCAGAUACGGCGACCAAACGGUUGGCUGCGCUCUCGCCAAGUACCUACGCGGCGAAGGGUACGACGCGUCGAUUGAUACUUACGGUAGGUUUGGGUGUUAUUUGCGUCUGUUAGACGUCCCCACACCUCGAGUUCUUCGUUCGGCGAUAGAGACGGGCAUGAAUCGACUGGGCGCGAGCGAUUUGUCUGUCGCUUCGUUGAGAGCGUGUUUGCCGGAUGCAGACCCGUCCACCGUUCUUCGAAUCAUCGAAACGUGCCUCCCUUGAGAUUAGUUUAGCA